Panonychus citri (citrus red mite) is the source of this 5362-nucleotide messenger RNA. Its product is annotated as filamin-C-like. Lineage: Eukaryota; Metazoa; Arthropoda; Arachnida; Trombidiformes; Tetranychidae. The transcript has 4 exons. Gene Ontology annotation, biological process: actin cytoskeleton organization. The coding region runs from base 3120 to 3737 and encodes 205 amino acids. Gene Ontology annotation, molecular function: actin filament binding. The record is from RefSeq and is a predicted model, not a curated record.
GUACAUUUUGUAACCAAUUCCCGCUUUGGUUGUUUUCUAUUCUCCCUCUAAGUGAGUUCCCUCCAACUUUUUCCAUUCUCUCUUUGUUGUUAUGUUCACAGUAGAGACAAAGUAACAAGCCUCACAUUUUCAUCUCUAAGAUCAAUCAGCUAUAAAUCGGUCACCUUGAGGCCUCUUCUAUCAUCAUGAAAGGCUCCAAUUUCCUCUGAUCUGUUGUUCAACUUGUAAUAGUCAAUCUUCUAAGAGAUUAUCCAAUUAAUAUUCAACGAGCAAUUAUCAAAAAUUCUGUUUGCUUAUCGAGGUGAAAUCAGCUGUUGGGUUUCAGGAAAAACCUAAUGCAUGAGACUGUUAACAACUGUGGUUUACACUAACAUUGAUAGAUACUCAUUAGAUGAUAGUAUCCAAUUUUUACUCGGCUGAUGAAGCAAUUAACUUGAGAGAAACACCAUCAGCUGAUACUUAUCUUAAUAAAGUAAUAGCAGCUAAUAGAUGUGAAGCUUAGGCAAUUCAUCCUGGUUAUAGUUUUCUCUCUGAGAAUCGUGAAUUUGCUGAUAUAAUUAAUUCAUCCAGACUUAUGAAUAUUGGUCUACCAUUUUCAUUGACCGACUACUCAAUUAGCAUCAGCGAGACGAGAAUCACUUAAAUCCUUUGGUGAUCAAUAGGUCCUUAUUGAAAAGCAUGUCGCCGAUCAACAUACAAGUAGUAACUUUCUGGAAGAUUGUUCAGUUGAACGAAGGCUCCAGAAGACUAUUGAACAGGAAACAGAAAUCGAGACUCGAGCUGAAUUGGACAAAGCCACUUUGCAAGCUACUUAAUUGGUUAACUGGUGCUGGAGUUUAUUUACGACCCUAAAUCUUGUACAAAUGAACACUCGAAUUCAAGUUGAAGUACUUCUACCUGAAGAACUUCAAGUAAAUGAGAUUAUAACUCGAGUGGAUUUGGUUGAAUAGAAAAUACGAUUUGCUCUUGGUGAGCCUUCACCAAAUAUCAAGAAGAGAUUAAACUUCAUAGACAUGAAGGCCAGAAUUCACACAAUCCUUAGUAUGAUUUUGGUACAACGAUGAAAAAUACUGAUUAUGCUCAAAGCGGAUGAAAACUGUCCGAUUGGCUCACAAUCGGUAAUGAAAAAUAAUUAAGAUGAAACAAUCAACUGUAAAUUAUUAACAGUUUACCUUUAGUAAUUGAACAGUUAAAAAUUGCUCAACUUUCUCAAGUAUAUUGUUUAUGUUACUUGAAAGCGAUGAUGAAGACAUUAUAUUAGUGAAAUAGUGUAACUGUUUUCUUCAAAUUGGUCGAAAACGAAACUCACAAUCUAAAACUUCAACUUUUUCAUGAUUAUUAAAUACGAUCAUGAGAGAAUUAACUUGAUCCGAAGUCUCUGUUAUCCAAAUGGAAGAAAAUCAAAGAUAAUUUACCUGGUUAACUAAACUUAGUUGAUCGAUAAUAUUAUUAAAACUUCUCAGCUUGAUUAUCAUUCUUGCCAAUAAGAUGAACAAUGAAGCGAUUCUGGUUCAAAUGAAUCGACAACAUUGAGAAAAUUUUUACCAUCGAAAAGGAGAAGAGACAAAACUGUCGAAAUCAUAUCACUUUCUACUCUCUCAGUAUCUUCCAUAUUCUCCCAUUUAAAUUGUAAUGUUUUCUCUCUCUCUCUCUUUCCUUUUCGACUUUUUCUUCUCACUGGUUUUAAAUGGACUUUCUUUUAAAGCCGCAGGCAAAAUACCUCUGACAUUUUUCUUGCUUGAUUUUCUUUUUCUAUUGUUUAGUUUCUCUCUUUUCUGGUCAUUGGUUUUUCCUUUUUGUCCAGUUUCCUUGCACGUGCUUCUCUUGCUGAUAUACUUAUUGGAAUAUCGAAUUUCAAUGGAACAAUUUACCAAGUUUCAAACAAUUCGAAUGAGAAAAUAUAAUAUCAAAGCUGAUAGGAUAUUCUGUUGAUCUUUUUUGAUCAACACCAAAUUCUGUUGAUAUGAUUACAUAAAAUUCAAUGGCAACAACAAGAAGAAUCCAUUGAAUCUUCAAGCCAAAGACAGAAUCAUCUCAACUCAUCAAUCUAAUUACAUGAAGCAAAUUAUAUUUAGACUAAUACAUCUACACCUUACUUGUUGAUUACAUGUUAAUCUAUUACUCUUGCCUUCCUCUAACAGGAAAUCUCUUUGUUAUUAUCCUGUUAAACUGUGAAGGUGACAAUUAACUCUUGGAGGAAUCAAAAAUAUCUAACAUUAUCCUAUCACAAUCCCGGAAACAAGUGAUUGUGUUUUAAUCCAGUAAAUCUCAAUUGUUUUCAAUCUCAAAAUCAGGAUAAAAUCAGAAUACCUCAGUGUUUGUUUUACAAUCUUCUCAAGUGAAUACAAAAUUAUCACCAAGAGAAACAUUGAGAACGAGAAACAUUCAAGUUAUUGAGAAAUUGUUAUGAGGAUAAACAACAACAAUUUAGUUGAUGGUUUGAGAAAAAUGUCAACAAUUUAUCAUGAAAAUGAAAGAAAAAAAGUGUUACAAGUGGCAGAGGCAAAAGGAAAAGACGAAGAUGAAGAUGAAGAUUGACUUGAGACAUUUUCAGUUGAUAACAUCAAUGGUAGAAAAAUUUGGCAAUUAAGUUGAUUGUGAACAUGAUGAUGACUAUGAUGAGAAUGAGAAUGAGCAAGAAAGAGGAGGAGAAAGACAAAGAAGAUAAAAAUCAUCUCCUCUGUAUCUUGGCUCAAACGCUGAAUAACUUUCAAGUUAAAAAAGAUUCACAUUUAGCCCAAAAAAAGUCAUAGCGAUAACUACGAUUUUCCCACCGCGAAUGAAACAUCACCAAAGUAGAGAGCGAGAGAGAGAGAAAAAGAUGAUGAUGAAGAUGAAGAAGAUGAGGGAGAGAGAGAAAAUGAGAGAUUCUGAUGAUGAAGCUUGAAUUUUCUGUUCUUUUCUCAUCUUCAUCUCAUCGAGAAUUGGAAUUUUCUUGAGAAAUUUUCAUUUCUUGUUAAUUGAUUGUGAUCAUCUUCUCUCAUCAUCAUCAUCAUUUUCAUCUCUUCAUCUGAGGAUAAAUUUGAUUCUUUCGUUUCAUCAGUGGAGAUAAAAAAUCUUCUUUAUCCAGAAAGACACAAUUAAUUGCUGAAAAAGUUUUCACCAAUUCUUUAAUAACAAUGCCCGGUGUAAUGGCGAUCGGCUCUGGCCUGAUCUCAGGUCGGACUAAUACAACCAACGAAUUCACAGUUUACACCAAUCGAAGUGGUUACCAUGGACUCUCGGUGGGAAUUGAUGGACCUUCACGAGCGGAAAUUAAAUAUACCGAUAAUCAUGAUGGAACAAUUAAAGUCUCUUAUGUACCAAGUGUCCCAGGUGAAUACAUGAUUACCGUUAAAUUUGAUGGAAUCAAUUUAUCAGGUUCACCAUAUAAGGUUCGUAUUCGAGGAGAUGAACCUUAUAACUAUUCAUCGUCACGAUCAACGGGCUAUGAUGGUUUUAGCUCGUCGAGUGGUGGCCUUACCUCGACCGCUCGUGCUCGAGUAACUGGACGUGGACUUUACUCUGGAAUAACUAAUGUUCAAAAUGAAAUUCUGGUGGACGUUAAAAACUGUGGGUCAGGUCGACUUCAUUGGUCCAUCGAGGGACCAGGUAACGUUGAGACCAAAAAUCGCGGGGUCGACAACGGAGUCUACAAAUUGUACUACAAGCCCGACACCGCUGGUAAUUACACAAUUAAAAUUAAAUAUGAUGAACGAGAUGUACCCGGUAGUCCAUUCAGUGUACGAAUUGUUUAAAAUUAGGUUAAUUGUUGUCGUUACCUUUUCAUUGUUAAUACAGAAUCAACAACAAUUAUCUUGGUCUUUCUCUUGCUCUUUAUAUAUUUCAAUUAGCAAUUAGAUUUAAUUGUUGUCGUCGCCUUAAAUCACUAAUCCAAAUUGUCCAAAUUACAGAUCAAUCAAAGCACACAAAUUUAACCUAAUUAAUUUUUGCUGAUUAUUUUUUGAUUCUAAUCUUAAUUAUAUUUUCUGUUUCACAAUUGUUAAUUUAAUUGUUACAUUUUCUUUUGUUUCUUAGCUUUUCUUUUGAUUUAACUUGAUUAGAUUGAUUAACUUAAUUGUUUGUCAAUCUAAAUUUACAAACUAAUUUUUAACAUCUUUUAAAUCAUGAUUAAAUCUCUCGCUAAUCAGUUAUAUCGUUAACUUUUAAUUGUACCAAAAUUAAUCACUCAUUGAAGAAAAAAAAAAUAAAAUCAAUUCAUCAAGAAAACUUGAUAAUAUAAAUUCAAAGUUAAUUAUGUCAUUUGACUCUCUGUUAAUUAAUAUAAAUUAAAUUAGAAUCAUAAUCAACCUUUGUCAAAUUGUUUGAAUAUCUAUUCAUAGUAACAACAAUUGAUUUCGUUAAUUACUCUCACAUUUCAUAACUGAAUUAACAUGUUAAUCAAAUUGGAAAGGAAAAAAGUAAUUCAAGUAAAAAUAUAAAUCCAAGGGAAAAUUAACCUGAAUCAACAACAAGAAGGUUAAUUGUUGAUUUAUUUUUCUAAAUUAUAAGUUAAAUUACGAUUCGACUCAGCUAAUUAUCAUCAUCUUCUCAUAAAUAUCACUUGAAAUCAGUUCGAAAUCAUCAUCAUCCUUAUCAUCCUCAUCUUCUUCAUCUCUAUUCAUCCAUCAACCCAAUUCAAUAUGAAGAUUGAACCAAUUCCUAUGUUUUACUUGGCCCUUAAUUUUUUUGGUUCACCCGAACAGUUUAACUAACCUUAGCAAUCUAUUUUAAUCCAGUUGAGUCGAGAUUGAUGAUGAUGUUGAUGAGGAAGAUUAAUAUUAAUAGAAAAUUGUUUUAAAUUGGAAAAUUCAAUUCCAAUAGUUGAUCAUUUGUCUUUUUGAUGUUGAGCUUUGAUAAAGAAAACAUGAAACCUUCAAUUCACAAUUGAAACAAUUUAGUUAAUCAACUUUUCUAAUUUUGUUCCUGUGUCUCUCUAAUUGUCAAUGUUAACUGAAUUAACUUUCAAUCGACCAUCUAAUCACCUCUCUUUGCUUUAUUGUUAUGACCAGUCAACUAAAUUUAAUUGUUUGGCUUAUGCGCUUUUCUAACCAACUAAUCAACUAAUUAACUUGAUCAUCUCUCAUUUCAUCAUUUCAUUAUUUAUCACCUUUUGGAUUGAUUUCCCUUCCCACCAAAAAACCUUCCUGAUGAUCCACUCGUUUCCGUUUCCUCCUCUAUCAUUAGCUUUAGCUGAAACCAUCAUUAUGGUUAAUUGUAAAUAAAUCAGUAAAAAAAACAAUCAAAAAAAACCAAUUAUCCAAAAAACCGCCCGAUUAACUAAAAGCCUAAUCACCAAUCAUUUCAGGAACCAACACAAUUUGAGACACAAUCAACAAUCAACGAAAGUAUUGGUUAAUCAACAAUCUCAGGAGACAAACAA